CCGAGCCAAUAAAAAAAUCGAUUUUUCGAAAAUUCUACAAUCUGUUUUACUCUCAAUAUUCGCCGUACUGUUGAAGAACCGAGUCACUUUAGAGAAUACGAAAUACGAGAAAAAGAAGAGCCUUGAGUGCCAUUCGACAAUUUUCAGGGUGGAAACAAUCUCCCGAUGGGAUCAAAUAUUCGAAUAAUUUAUCGUAUAAACUUUCGAAAUCUCAUUCCAGAAACGAAUUUAUAAUAAUGCAGUUCUCUUUCAGCACGCGUUAUCGGAAUCAUCACGUUUUAUGCGUCGAUAAUAAAUUCGCAUGCCUUACUCUCCCACGGAGAAAUAGAAGGUCUCCAGCUCAUCGCGAAUCACAUAAACAAUGACUCGUUCCUAUUCGACGAAAACACGGCAAAUUGGAACAAAGUUUCCGCCCCCUUGAGCCUCUUCAUUCUUAAGGGUAUAGCCUGUUACGUGAAUUUUGGAAUUAUCAGAAUGAGAUGUCCGGAAGAACUUGGUUUUUUCGAUAACAAAACUGAGUCCGUUAGAAUGGGUUACAGUCUUUUCUCGAACGAAUUGGAUAAACUCGGAUUUCACAUAAAAUCGAGAAUUUUCUUUCCUUCCGGUGAUGCCAAACCGGCACCUUACCGUGUUGAAUACUACAGAGAGGCAUUUCAUUCCGAAAUCGAAAGUAUUCCAGUUAUCAAUGGAUCGUUGGAUAUAAAAUAUGUUGCAGACUGGAUAAAAAAUCAAACACAUACUGCAUUGACCGAAAUAUAUCGACCGCAAUCCACUGGACCCAAGCCGCUGAUGCUUCUCGUAAAUACAAUCCACUUUAAAGGAUUUUGGAAAACUCUAUUCAAUGAAGAUUCGAGAGCACGAAUGUUUUUCCAUCCGCUUGGCGGAGCUGGGACGGACGUGGCCGCUGUUAAAAAACUGGCCAACUUUCGAGUUGGCCAACUGGGCGAUUGCAACGCACGGUUUAUCGAACUUCCAUUCGAGAACGAUCCGCUCUUCAUCGGUGACAGUUCGUUGAGCAUGUUCAUCAUAUUGCCCAACGAGUAUGAAAACAGCAAGUGGAAGGAGUUUCUCUCAAAUUUGAAGAGAGUAAAUCUGACUCAAAGACUUUCCAACAGCACAGAAAAAAUGGUCGACUUCUCCAUUCCGUUGUUCAACGUUUCAAGUGAGCUGUCAACCAACAGUGCGAAGAGCAAUCAACAGUCUUUCUACAUAGAGCUGCCCCUCGAUUCGGUUCUCACUUUUCCGAUGUUAACUCCACGGUAUGAAACCUUAGAUAUGGGAGAAGCUGCGUCGAAGAUCGCGAUGCGAUUCACUCAGCACGGCAUAGAUUUCGCUGCAUCGAGUGGAGCAUUAUAUAACAAGAUGGAUGAAGAGACGAACCGAAUGACUCGAUCGCUGGGACCAUCUGAAAAUGAGAUGAAGGCAGAGUCAAAUCCAACGAGGGAGCUCGCUGAACCUGGAACUGAGGGAUUCAAGGUGGAUCGUCCGUUCGUUGCAGUCGUUACAAUUCACGGGGAAAUUAACUCGACGCUCUUCGCAGCCCAUAUUACUGGAAUAGGCGACAACCUCCUACGCGUCAACCAACCGAAUGCAGAAUAAUUCAUUUUGUUGAUUUUUUACAUAUUUUUUGAGAGAGCAUCAAACACCCCUGACUCGAUGGCAGAUAGUCAAUUCAACUGCAGCAAUUCUGUACUAGACACUGUGGCUGGCUGUAUUUCAAUACACAAAAGUUGUCGAGUGCCUGAGAGGCUAUUACAAUCUUUCCGAAUCGAUUGACAACGAAUAUUAAAUAUUAGACAUCCAACCUUCAAUAUUAACAUUAUACACUGGAAACCAGGCACAAUUUGAGCUUAAUUUCACGAGUGCGAAGAUCCCAAGAUUGGGAGGGAAGAACCGAAGAAUUAGACGGCCAAGUUCGCAAUGCCCUGACGUCUAUGAUGAUCAGUCGAAAAAAUGUAUCUUUCUCGUAUCACUUGAAAAUUAAAUGCAAAAUCAAUAAAAACAAUCGAGCACGGCAGGAACUCUUAUUUGUCCGAAUUGAUUAUAGGAAUUUUUGUUAUGGCUAUUCGGUCAUCCAAUCCGAAUCGCUGAUUAAUGUAAUUCCGUCACAAUACAAAUCUUCGUGGACACAGGAAGUAAUCGAACACUAAAAUUCACGUGUAUAAGCAUAGAGUUUACAUAUAUGUACAGUUAUACAUCUCGUGCAUAAGAACUUUGAUU
Messenger RNA from Venturia canescens, 2220 nucleotides. Its product is annotated as antichymotrypsin-2-like. The record is from RefSeq and is a predicted model, not a curated record. Lineage: Eukaryota; Metazoa; Arthropoda; Insecta; Hymenoptera; Ichneumonidae. The transcript has 7 exons. Gene Ontology annotation, molecular function: serine-type endopeptidase inhibitor activity. Bases 475 to 1599 code for a protein of 374 amino acids.